CCUAGUAACGCACCCUAACAUCAAACACAGGUGGUGGGAUAGUGAAGUUAACGUUAGCUUAUCCGUUGACACUGGGCUAGUUUUUCCUUACAGUAACUAAUAAUUGGCAUAUUUACGUUAACACAAGCUUAACAAUAUCGUAUUAUUAUUUACUGGCUAAUUUCACACAGCUGUAAUGAUAGUUUUACUUGGGUAAUGGCUGAAGUUUCACCGUAGCCAGCUAACGUUAGCCAACAAUUUAUGAUUAACGUUAGCUUAAACGGCGUCCGCUUAAACGUAAUAGGUAACGCUUGUUAACUUUAACCCGACAUGGACUUGGAUAUUCGUCGGUAUCUAACCAAGGCAGAUGGGCAACGAGACCGUGAAGCUCUGCAGUCAGCCUACCGCUUGAUUAAGGACAAGGCAACAGGUGGAACAGGCGGACGCAUUGCCCCGGAGUUGUACGUCGUCUGUGCAGAAACAGCUCUACAGCUGGGUUGUUUGGAGAUAAGUGCAGCGUGUCUAAAGAUGUACUUUGAAGGGAAUCCGCUGGCUAAUCAAUUUUUGUGUCGAGCCUACCUCUGCCAGGGCCAGCUGAAGUCUCCGCCGGCCACAUGCACUGUGGAAGACUUUGAAGAGGCUGUGCAGUAUUUUCUGAGAGCAAUUGAAAUCUCAAAACGUGAACCAAGAUACUACUUCAUAGUCUUCAAUGCUUCGGUGCUGUACUUCCAGACAGUGCGUCCUCUCCUGCUACCAGGGCAGUGCCUCCACCUGGUCCCUUCCCUCAGGCAGGUGAUCCAGAGCCUUGAGGAGGUGGCAGACCAAGACCACAGCUGGAGGGCUGAACUCAUGAUGCACCUGAUCAAAUGUCUGGUGGACUCUGAGAAAAUGGAGGAAGCCUCAAGUUUUGCUAGAACUGCAGAAGGAUUCAUCAAGUCACAUACACCACAUCUUUAUCCAAAACUCUUCACUUUACUGGUGCAUCACAAGCUGACAGAGGGCAAUGUACUCAUUGAAAUGAGCAGACAGUGCUCUACCUUAGCAGUCAUUUACAGAAUACAGGAACUGAAAAACAGGUUGGAAGAAAUGAAGGAGGAUGAGUCAGCAAAAGAGGAACUAGAGCAUAUUUUCCAUCUCCUGGUGGACUGUGCUAAAGAAUCCACUAUGCCUGUGAACUCCAGCCCUCUUCAGAGCCCAACACCCAUGCAACCAGCUGACAGAGUUGCCUUGCUUCUGGAGUUGGCUCUGCUGGCCUUGCAAGUGAAGCAACAGAAAGUAGCUGCUGACUGCUUGAAAGAGCUGAAGUCGAUGGGAGAGGCUACUACUGGCCAGCGCAUAAUGAUGGAAUGUGUCAGCUGUGAAAUCAACCUUCUGAAGAGAGAGGCGAAGAUGAAUGACUACUCCAAAGCCAGCGUUGAGGCCCGACUGAAGGAGAUAGGCAAGCUGGAUCAGUGGCUGCAGACUGCAGUCAGGGAAGGGAACCCUCAGGCCAUGCAGGCAGUGUGUGCUACCCAGUGGAGCUUCUGUCUGCCCCUUUUGCAGCACAACCUCAGGAAACACAUCAAGGCACCUCUGCUCAGUGUGGCCCAAGUACUGGAAGACAUGCAAAGUACGUUGCUGGAGAUGCGCUGUCAAGUCCACUCAGAGCUGGCGGUGAUUGAAGAGGAGGAGGGGCGCCUUGAGGCUUCUUUGACUCACCUCCAGAAAGCCCUGCUGCUCGAUAACGGGACACAACGAGAACAGCUUUUGUCAGCUCUCCGCCUACUGCAGAUCAGAGGGACCCUCUACCAAACGCCCUCCCGGACAGAGGAUAAAGCCGCCAUGCUUAUGCAGCAGGUCAGGGAAAUGAAGCCCCAAGAUAAGACAGACAUUCGUCCCAUCCUGGUCACUGUGGGACUCCUUUUGGCCCCUGGUGAUUUCCAGAUGAUCCUAGAUGCAGACAACACCUCUGAAAUUCCUGCAGGCAGUCCUGGAUCUGGACCAGUGGCUCAGCUCGCUGCUAAGGCUCAGCAUCACUCUACGUCUGUGGGGAAGGUGGAUGGACACCUGGCCCGACAAGGAGAUGAUACAGUCAACACAGAGAGGGUGAAGUUGUGGGCAACACUGGUGAAGACAGCCAGGAAACAGGAAGUUUGGGAUGUGUGCCGAGCUGCUUGUCGAUUCUGUUUGCUUUACGAUGACGGGAGAUGGAAAGUUGCCAACACUGACAAGUGUCGAUGCUCAGAGCAAGAGAGCUGUGCAAAUUGUCUUCACGGUUGCAAUGGAAGUCAAACCUGUGUAAGGGACUUGCUGCGCCUUUUGGCUGAAAUCCAUUUCAUCAGUGCUGAGGCUACAAUCCAAAAGCUGCGAACAGAGGGGGUGCAGCUGAAUAGCCCUGCUGUCCCUGUUCCUGUGGGAAAAGAGGUGUGUGUGUCUGAAGAUGAUCCACACUGGAUAAUUUACAGGGACUGGAUCCAGGCUCUGUCAGCCUACGCCACCUCCAACUUCUUGCGGGCAGCAGAGCUCGGAGCAGAGAUCAGAGAGACGUGGGUGGUAUUAAAUGCAGCCACUUACCUGUGGAACUACAGCAGCCACUUGUUGGCAGCUGGGGAGUAUACAUGCCUGACUCCUAACUUCCAGAUUCUGGUGGAGAUGAUUCGAAAGACAGAGUAUACAGGGAAUCGCGUUCUGUUUGUGCUACUCUGCAAUGCUGUGGCCCGGGGGUUGAUCCAGCCUCUGUGUGGACCAGACAGCUUUGAGAUAGCCCCUCAACAAGACAAGGACAAAAAGAGAGCUGAGAAGGGGAUGGAGAAAGCUACAAGUGUCCAUGGGAUUUCCUUAGACCCUGCUGCCCUGCAGGAAGUCCGCAAGGCACUGGAGCUGUGUGACUAUGCCCUGCACAUGUCCAACUGCAACAUCCCAGGGGAGACCGUCCCCAUCGCAGCGAGGAGGCAGGUGGUGGCAACAUGGGUGCAAAUAAAGAGGCUCCAGCAACAACAGAUUGGUCCAAAGAUGGACACAAAAGAUGAGUGUGAGAACGAGGAAGUGUUGGCGGUGACGCGUGUGCUGGUUGCAGUGGAGAUGCUCCAGUGCAAUCGGAACCCGAGGCAUAUGGAGUUCUCGGUUCCCAGUCUCUCCACACUGGUGAGCAUGGCGUCUGAAUGCAGCUGGACUGAUGCUGGGUUGGAGCUGCAGGUGUGGUGCCAGCUGGCUGCCUUCUGCCACGAUGCCAAGGACCACAGUCUGGUGUUGUGCUGCACCAACAGCGCUCUGCAGCUGGAGGAAAGAGCAGCUAAAAGCCUCCGCUCUAUGCCCUGUGUUUUCUAUGGCCUGACUGCAGUGAAUGACAUGCUGAGCAGUGCAGCUUGUUUGAGGGGUUUGAGUUUGGUCCACAAGUCCAGUGGAGACCUACACACCUACAUGGAGGCUAUGAAGGUGCUUCUUUCCAGUGUCAGCUAUGCAGAAAAGGCUGAGAAUCCAGCACUGUGUGUUGCAGCUGUCAGGCAUUUCUGGAACACCUGUCUCCCCCUGACUAAGACUGCUGAGGGAAGAUUGCAGCUUCAAGAGCCCCUGGAGAAGAUCCUGAAUGCUCUGAUUCAUAUCACCAGACAUGCAAAGGCUCUGGAUUUACAGAUAAGGUGCCAGGGUCAGAUCAAGGGCAAGAAACGGGGCAAAAUGGAAGGCUUGCUGACCUUGACAACAAUGCCUUAUGGGAGUUCCAAACAUGAAUCAACAGAAGAAGAGGACCUUACCCUGCGAGCAGCCAUUUACGGUUUGUUGCUCCAAAUCCACAUUGAUAAAGCAGACUGGAAAAGUGCUGUGCAGCUCCUGGAUCAAGCUAUAAGAGAUGUUCCUCACAAAAGAUACCGACUACCUCUGCUGAAACAACGAAUACUGGUGAAAGCACGACAGGGGGAAAGUGUACUGAUGGACAUGCUGAAGUUAAAAGACGAAGGGGAGCAGUGCUGUUCAUUCAUGUGGCACCAUGUUGCACUGUGUGCUGGCAAUAUAAUGCAACAACUCACCUGCUACCAGAAAUCCAUAUCCUCUCUGUUGAGUGUAGCUUCUCAGUGGCAGAAGGUCACCCUCCUGUUAGAGUUUGGAGAGUGGCUUUACUGUCAUAACUUCCUCAAAGCCGAUGCCCAGCACCAGGUUCAGUGGGCUAUAGACAUCCUUCUACACAUGGACGCUGAACAGACAGAAGGAGCAGAGGAUGAGUCCAAAAAGAAGGAUGUGGGCAGUGUGAAUUGUGAGUCCCUGGUAGGAGUCCAGGGCUCCUUAUUCACACAAAGUUUGUCUAAUAUGAAGAAGGUGUGGCACCUUGACAGCCUGGUACGAGCACACACUCUGCUUGCUGUCAUGGCAGACAGGACUUCAUCUGAGCACCAGUUGAACCUGCUCAGAGCCUACACCUUUGUACUUCAAAUAUGGCAGGUGUCCAUGGCAGUGUGUCAUGAGAUUGCCAGUGAGAUGGGAAAGAAUCAGCCACCCCAGCCUCCGCUCUCUGCGGAGUCUAAAAUAGGCAAAGACAAGGGGAAAGGAAAAAAAGUGAAAGAUCCUACCCCCGCAGAAGAGAGACCUAAACCCGUUGUCUUGGAUCUAUCACUUCCUUCGACCCCUAAGGACUGGGCUGGCUUCGUCUGUCCUGACCAAGCCAGGCAGAUAUUCAGGACCAACAGUAACCCUCAAUGUAUCAAUACACACAGCAUUCCAAAGCAGACACAGAGCCUGUUUUAUCUCAACCUGCUGGAAACAGAGCUCCACUCACUGUCACUCGACCACCUGACACUGCCUAUAAUGCACCUGGCUGAGACCAUUGCUCACGACCUUGUUGAUAGGAGGAGCCUCUCCGACCUCUACCGGCUAAGAAUUGUGAGGACCUGUUGUCGCCUGGCUCUGGACACACAUUCACCAUAUCACGAGAAGCUCCUGAAUCUGAGUAGAAUCCAAGAACAAGAACGGAUUGAGUGCUACAAAUUGAUGGCUUUUUCACAAGAGAAGAGAGACCUUCACAAAGCCUCCAAUCAGGAAGUUAAAAUGGAUGAAAGGGCUUGGUCUGGGCAAGAGAGUAUGGAUGUGUGUGCUCAGGACAUUUGGCUGGACAAAGCUGAGGUUUGCCUCACUAUGGGGCUCUAUCAACCUGCCAGGCAGCUCCUGGCAGAGGCCCACAUUCUGGCUGUGAAACUCAAAGACCAGAAAGCAAUGGCAAGAAGUUUGCUCAGUCUUGCCAUGCUGGCUUGUGAAGAGCAGAACUAUGGCCAGGCUGUGAUCUUGCUGGACAAGGCCCAAAACCUAGGCGGUGAUGAGGAGUUCUGGUACCAGCUGACCCUCUCCAAGGUCAGAGCUGUGGUCGGUCAGAGAGACCGUGGCACACACACUAAGUUGGCUCAAGUUAUAAAACAAGGCUGUGGAGCUCUGAAGCUACUUCUAGAGCAGCGAAUAAACAGAGUCCCAGAAAUCACCUUCUUGAUCACUUCAUUAGAGAUGAGAGGAGCGACUGAAUGUAUACAUGCCCUUGGUGGUGGUGAACCUGGAGAGACACUCAGCGCCGAGGUUGUCCAGAUGCUAAUGGCUGCCUGUGAUACACUCAGAGAUUGCGCCAGUGGUUUCACCAAACUCAGCUAUAAACAAUAUGCAGCAGAGGCACAUGUCGAGUAUGCACAAGGCCUAAGAAUCCUAGCUAACCACACUACUUCUACAGAGGACAAAAAGCGCUUCCUGCUUGACAGCCUCUCCCAGAUGCAGCAAGCUGUUACAGAGCAGGAACAUGCCGUGCUGAAUGCUCAGAGGAUACUUUCCUCUCAGGAGGAGAGUCAUGGACUGUCUCUGGCAGCCAUGCGGAGGCUGCUGCGUCUGCGACUCACCCUGGCAGAAUUUUGUCUGGCAAUGCUGGAAGAGCACUGUGCUGAGAAGAAACGCCAAGCUCUGGCCCGGCAGAGGAAGACUGCUGCUGAGAUAGCAAUGGAGGAAUUUACAUGCUGCACACCUGAACCUAACUCCAUAGAAGAGGAAUGGAUGAGUGUGGGCAGUACCUUGGGGCAGGUGGCUCUGGGCCAGCUGGCUGCAGUCAGUUCUCGCUGCCUGGACAACAUGGAGAUCAGGGCUCUCUCUCUGAGUCUGCUGGGAAAGUACCUCAGACUGCUGGCUGUACAGAAGGAUCCAGUUCAUCUGUGCGCUCUUUGGGACAGACACAAACAGAAGGGGCCCCUGCCUGACCCUAAAGCUGUUUCCAAGGAGGAGGAGGAUUCAGAAAAAGACAGAGGGUCAAGCAGAAGAGAGCAGAGGGUAACCUCUGCCAAAAGCGCUGAGCUGCAGAGGAGUAAUAGAGCCCAGCAGCUGUUGGCACAGGCCAGUAGGGCACUGAGUGAAGUCGUCAGCCUUUGUCUCCACCAUAAGCUUCCCCUCUCCAUCCUUGCUGAUGCUUCUGCCAACAUGUUGGAGUGUCAUGGCCAGUCCGAUCCUGCAGUGGCAGGUCAACAUCUUGCCCUGUUUCAGAGCUGCUGCACUGCUGCUACAAUGGCUGAGGUCCUAAGUUCUGCCUGUGCUGACACCAGUGUGUCCCAGCUCUCUGCUUUGCUCAGCCUACACAGGAAACUACUUGUCUCUCAGGAGGAGAGGCCCAGCAGCAUGCUGAAGGGGGUGGAGGACUCCCUCAAUAGCCUAUCUAAGUCGUUCAGCCAUCUGACCAUCAGUCCCAGCCACCUGAACAUCCUUGCGGAGCUUCCACCGAACCUGAAGAUUUUGCUGCUUCAGCACUCUGAGGAUGGGUCAGAACUUUUUGGGGCCUUUUAUGAGAUGACCAAAGCUCCAAAUCAAAAAGGAAAGACGGUGCAAGUUACAGGUACCCUGGCGUGCUCUGGGGUGGCCAAGGUUUCAGUCUGCCCGCGGGCUCUGCUGGCACUGAGGGAACGGAUUUGGGCCUUUGGCCAGGAGACCAGACAUGCCCUCCUCAAGGAAGCCUGUUGGCAGGGAGCUGAGAGCAGGCUGGAGGCCUCUCAGGAGCAUCAAGUUUUUCUCCAUAAAACUGCCGCAGAACAAGCGUUCAGAGAAAUCGUAAAAGAUAUGGAAGACUAUUUGAAUCCACUCCUCACCCAGUUUGACUUCUCCUGCUUAAGGCCCCAGGAUGCAUCACUACCAGUCUCUGAGAUGACCAAAACCAAAGAUAAAGAAGAGAGAGAGAAAGGCAGCUCAGUAAGGUUACCAGCAGAACCAGGGGAGUACUUGGUGUUGCUGGCAGACAGGAAGUUGCUGGAGUUGCCACUGGAAGCCUUGUCAGUCCUGCAGGGGGAAGGCCUGACUUCUGUGUCACGAGACUUCUCCCUCCAGUUACUCCACAGUCGCCUGAACAGAGAGGAACCAGAGAAAGUUGAAAGUGACAACAAAAAGGAGACCAAAGGUAGCAAAGGAACUAAGGCAAGAGAAGAUCAAAGCCAAGCCAUCAAAGUGAUGACGCUGCCUUCAAACACCUUCCCAGUGGACACACGUAACUUCAAAUACAUUGUUGACCCUCACAAUGAAGGCCACUUUGAAGGGACCAGUCUGAGCAUGAGGAUGAAGGAGAUUUUGGAAAGACACAACCAGCACUUUACCCAUCUGUGGGAAGGCUUUGUAGGCAGCAAACAAAAGCCAAGCCUGUCUGAGGUAGAGCAGCUGCUGUGCAGGUGCAGUGCCUUCAUUUACCUGGGGCUGGAGCGCUUCAUGGCAAACAUCCCACCUGCCAAACUAGCAGCCCUCAACCUCUCUGAGUGUCGCAUGGCUCUGCUCUUUGACAUGGUUCAGAACAAUGUCAGUGUUCUCCGCCAAUUAAACUCUGACAUGCACAAGAGUUCGGAACAGUUUGCCCUGGAGAAACCACUGGAGACUGCUCUGCUGAUGAGUUUGGGUGGUGUCGGCUGUAUUGUCCUCAACCAGUGGCAGACUAGUCUUCAACAAAACACACAAAAUAUGGCCAAGGUUCUAGACAGUAGAUCUACUGAAGGACAGACAGACCUCUGGCCAGACCAUCCAUGCCCUGCGGAGAAGGGACAGCUCAGAGAUGCCACAUCACAAGGAUGAUCAAGAGCUCCUCACUGACUCAAGGGAAGAUGAAGUUCAUCACAAAACGACUGUCACACCGUCAGACUUCAACUGCAUUCUGUAUGGGGUCCCUUUCUUAAUUGUCACGUAAUUUACUGUAUAUCCUCAAUAUUUCUCGCUUACAUUUCGUGGCUCAGGAUGAUGACUGGCAUAUAUGUCAGCCAGCUGUCAUAGUAUGAGAGUUUUUAAUAUAGUUUUUUCAAUAUAUAGCAGAUGUUAAGAGACAAUACAAUGCCUGACUCUGGGAAAUAAAACUAAGGCUAAUGCUCUUGGAGAGGGGAACUCAGACAUAUACAUGACAGUGAACCUUCUUUGUGUAACAGGUAACACUCGACAUAUUGAGUGAAUAGAGUUGCUCUCCACAUUAGUCACUAUGAUUAUCAAUGGUGAUUGAUAUGCGUUUGUAAUGGAUUUGAAAUGAAAUGAAUGAAAACUGUUUUCUUGUGGCUAUUUGCUCAAGACUUGUCUAUUGUGGUUUUCAUAACAAGUGAAUGUUAAUAAAAUCAGUCCCUGAGUUGAGCAAAGUUGACCCGCAACUGAGGGUGCACCAAACAUGCUCUGUCAAACGGUGCCAACAUGAAAACAGCUAGACCUCUCUUUAGUCAACUCAAAUUAAAUGUAGGCUAAUUGUUUCUGUUCAUUUUAAUUUGCAGAAUCCCUUUAUCAGACAUUGCAGUACCAGCUUAAUCCUUGUAUUUGUUGCCGCAUUGCACCAAAUGUUAAUUCAGUAAAUUCCUUAGUGGUAAACACACCCACUGGGGAAAAUGUUCUCAAUGUAAGAACUGUGUGACCUGAGGUUUUGAAUGCUGCCCUAUUUAUUGUAAUUAAGUCAAACCUAAAAUCAAAAGAGAAAGUGGAGGUCACCAGUGGCAUUCCAGUGCUUUAUUCCUGGGCAGAUGUAAAACACACAGAUCAAAUUAGAUUUUUACCCUAAUGUACUGUAUGUAAAAUUGGGGAGAUUCAGAUUGAGACUGUUGGUGUUACACUCAAAGGAAAGACUAACUGGUGAUCUAUUUCUUUUAUAGAUUAAAUGAUUGAAUAGA
Messenger RNA from Acanthopagrus latus (yellowfin seabream), 9077 nucleotides. Its product is annotated as cilia- and flagella-associated protein 46. Lineage: Eukaryota; Metazoa; Chordata; Actinopteri; Spariformes; Sparidae. Gene Ontology annotation, biological process: axoneme assembly; cilium movement involved in cell motility. The record is from RefSeq and is a predicted model, not a curated record. The transcript has 60 exons. Gene Ontology annotation, molecular function: protein binding. Bases 310 to 8013 code for a protein of 2567 amino acids.